This is a messenger RNA of Symphalangus syndactylus (siamang), 2442 nucleotides long. RefSeq names its product TTL family tubulin polyglutamylase complex subunit L1 (gene TTLL1). Gene Ontology annotation, molecular function: tubulin binding; tubulin-glutamic acid ligase activity. Gene Ontology annotation, cellular component: ciliary basal body. Lineage: Eukaryota; Metazoa; Chordata; Mammalia; Primates; Hylobatidae. Gene Ontology annotation, biological process: protein polyglutamylation; microtubule cytoskeleton organization. The record is from RefSeq and is a predicted model, not a curated record.
AAAAAAAAAAAAAAAAAAAAAAAAAAGAAUUGCAUGAACCCAGGAGGCAGAGGUUGUAGUGAGCCAAGAUGUGCCACUGCACUCCAGCGUAGGCAACAGAGCAAGACUUUGUCUAAAAAAAAAAAAAGAAAAAAAAAGUCAUGCAAAAGUGGGAACAGGUGACUCAGAGUCCCACCCUCCUGUGUUUAUAGAAGGAAUAUACUUAAAGGGCUGAAAUGCAAGGUAGGCAGUUCUGAGUGCCGACAAGGAUGGUAGGAGAGGAGACAGAGGGUCUGGGGAGGGCAGCUUAGCUCCAUCCAGCUAAGGCUGAGAAUGGCUGUCUGUGGAGGGAGUGGCCUUUGAACUGUACUUUGCAUGACUGGUAGGAGUUGGAGAAGAGGCAGUGCAGAGGGGCCAUUCCAGGUGGGGCACAGGGUGCACACAGGCUUGCAGGCGGGAGGAAAGGGUCGGGCAGGUGUGGGAAGGGGCUGAGCUCAGCUGGAGCAAGGGGUGUGUGCCAUGAAGGGUGGUGUGGCAGCUUGAGAAGGCCAGCUAGAGCCAGCAAGUAAUACAGUUCAGAAAUUCUUACUGUAAUGGAAAGACUCUUAAGAGCAUCUUUUGGUGUACAUUUGUUAAAAAAGAUGCCAGCCACUGAAUAUGCUGGCUAGUUACGGUUUUGUUAUAGUAUUCUUAAAAUGGUUAAAGAGGCCAGGCGCGAUGGCUCACGCCUAUAAAUCCAGCACUUUGGGAGGCUGAGGUGGGCAGAUCGCUAGAGCCUGGGAGUUUGAGACCAGCCUGGCCAACGUGGGGAAACCCUGUCUCUACAAAAAAUACAAAAAUUAGCCGGGUGUGGUGGCACUCGCUUGUAGUCGCAGCUGCUCAGGAGGCUCAGGCAGGAGAAUCACUUGAACCCGGGAGGCGGAGAUUGCAGGGAGCCGAGAUCAUACCACUGCACUUCAGCCUGGGGAAGAAGGAGGGGCCGGCAUCAGUGACGUCAGCGAGACCGAGGUGAGCGUGGGCGUUGCCAGUGGUGCUCCAUCAGUGCCUAUGGAUUAUGGCAGGAAAAGUAAAAUGGGUCACUGAUAUCGAGAAGUCAGUGCUGAUCAAUAACUUUGAAAAGAGAGGAUGGGUCCAAGUGACAGAAAACGAGGACUGGAAUUUUUACUGGAUGAGUGUGCAAACCAUCCGAAAUGUGUUCAGCGUUGAAGCUGGAUAUCGGCUCUCAGACGACCAAAUAGUCAACCAUUUUCCAAACCACUAUGAACUGACCCGGAAGGACCUGAUGGUGAAGAACAUCAAAAGAUACAGGAAGGAGCUGGAGAAAGAAGGGAGUCCUCUGGCAGAAAAAGAUGAAAAUGGAAAAUACCUCUAUCUGGACUUUGUUCCGGUCACCUAUAUGCUGCCCGCUGACUACAACCUGUUUGUAGAGGAGUUCCGGAAGAGCCCGUCCAGCACGUGGAUCAUGAAGCCUUGUGGCAAGGCCCAGGGAAAGGGCAUCUUCCUUAUCAACAAGCUCUCACAGAUCAAAAAGUGGUCCCGGGACAGCAAGACGUCUUCGUUUGUGUCUCAAUCUAAUAAAGAAGCCUACGUGAUUUCUCUCUAUAUUAACAACCCAUUACUAAUUGGCGGGAGGAAGUUCGACCUGCGCUUGUACGUUCUGGUGUCCACAUACCGUCCGCUGCGCUGUUACAUGUACAAGCUUGGGUUUUGCCGGUUCUGCACAGUGAAAUACACCCCGAGUACCAGUGAGCUGGACAACAUGUUCGUUCAUCUCACCAACGUCGCCAUCCAGAAACACGGGGAGGACUACAACCACAUCCAUGGGGGCAAGUGGACAGUGAGCAACCUGCGGCUGUACCUGGAGAGCACCCGCGGCAAGGAGGUGACCAGCAAGCUGUUCGACGAGAUCCACUGGAUCAUCGUGCAGUCCCUGAAGGCCGUGGCGCCGGUGAUGAACAAUGACAAGCACUGCUUUGAAUGCUAUGGCUACGACAUCAUCAUCGACGACAAGCUGAAGCCCUGGCUGAUCGAGGUGAACGCGUCCCCGUCUCUCACGUCCAGCACUGCCAACGACCGAAUCCUCAAGUACAACCUGAUUAACGACACCCUCAACAUCGCCGUCCCGAAUGGCGAAAUCCCAGACUGCAAAUGGAACAAGUCGCCCCCAAAGGAAGUCCUCGGCAAUUACGAGAUUCUGUAUGAUGAAGAACUGGCCCAGGGUGACGGGGCUGACCGGGAGCUGAGAAGCCGUCAGGGUCAGUCUCUGGGGCCCAGAGCAGGCCGAUCGAGAGACUCGGGGAGAACCGUCCUCACCACCUGGAAGUGACUCCCACCCGGACCUUAUCAAAACUACUCACUCCACCUGGGCCCCUGCUGAAGCCCUAUUUUGAAAUUUCCCUUUUGUAGAGCUUUUUUCCUUUCCUAAGCCCUGUAAAUAAAUGAAGGCACUUCUUUGGAAGGUUA